Messenger RNA from Aspergillus viridinutans, 4077 nucleotides. Its product is annotated as nonribosomal peptide synthase. Gene Ontology annotation, cellular component: cytoplasm. The transcript has a single exon. NCBI's taxonomy places the organism in Eukaryota, Fungi, Ascomycota, Eurotiomycetes, Eurotiales, Aspergillaceae. Gene Ontology annotation, molecular function: catalytic activity; phosphopantetheine binding. Gene Ontology annotation, biological process: amino acid activation for nonribosomal peptide biosynthetic process; secondary metabolite biosynthetic process. The record is from RefSeq and is a predicted model, not a curated record. Bases 1 to 4077 code for a protein of 1358 amino acids.
AUGACGAUGGAUGAUCGGGAUAUCCCCACGGGGCUUCCUAAGUCUUAUUGGUAUAGCGCAAGCGGACAGUCUGCCAAACAACCUACCAUUGUGAAGGCGGAUGAGAUAGCCGUGGAACAGCCAACAGUGAACGGGGUAACAAUGAAGGAGAAGAAGACGGACCACGUAACAGUGAAGGAGGUCACAUCCAACGCAUAUCAAACACCAGUGGAAUUUUGGCGAAACGCACUCGCAGGAAGUGAAUGUUCACCAUAUCCGACCCUACCGCCGUUUGUCGAUCAGCCAAAGGCAGACAAAGAGGUAGAGUACCAGUUUUCCCAGCCUCGGGAACUCUUUGAAGGUAUAUCUACAUCGACACUAGUCCGUGCAGCAUGGGCCUUGAUCACCAGUUCCAUAACAGACUCUGAGGAUGUUGUGUUUGGCUCAGCAGCAUCCAGAGGAGACGCAGCAAUUCCGGUGCGCAUCAAACUGAAUGUCAAUCAGAAAGUUCAAGGAUACCUAAAGGAGGUCCAACAGCAGGCCAUUCAGGCAAUUCCUUACGAGCAGGUGGGACUGGAUCAAAUUGCCAAGGCAUCUACCGACUGCCAAAAGGCUUGCACAUUCCAAACAGUCCUUGUCCAGUCACAGGGCGAUAGCCUACUGAGGCACUUCGGCAAUUAUUGUCUGACGAUACAGAUUCAGCUUGUUGGAGGCCAGAUUAAUGCACACGCUUCGUUUGACUCCAGAGUGAUCGAGCAAUUUCUUGUCUUUAAGAUGCUACGUCGCCUCGAAUUUGUGAUGCAGCAACUGAAUAGCGCAACCCCGGAAGGGGCGCUAAAUGAGCUCGAGAUUGUUCCGCCACCGGAGCUCGACCAGAUCCGCGAGUGGAAUAGCGGUGUUCCGCCAGUGGUUGAGCGAUGCAUUCAUGACAUCGUCAAGGAGCGUGCACAAGCCGACCCUGAAGCGCAGGCAGUAUGUGCAUGGGAUGGCGAGCUGACAUAUCGGCAGCUGGAUGAUCUCUCGUCCCAUGUGGCUUCUCACCUCGUGCAUCUUGGUGUAGGCCCCGAGAAGGUCAUACCGCUAUGCUUCGAGAAGUCGAUGUGGACUGUUGUGGCCAUGCUUUCUGUUCUCAAGGCCAGUGGCACCUUCAUCCUGCUUGAUCCUGGUUUGCCUGAAGGCCGAGUUCGCAGUAUCAUCCAGAAGGUGCAGGCCGAGACUGCCAUCACAUCCACGUCUUGCCAAAACCGACUAGCUCACUUCGUACAGCAAACAGUCGUGCUUUCCAAAGAAGCAAUGCAGUUAUUAAAAUCACAAAGCCAGCUAUUGCCGUCGCAGAUGCCAAAGGCAGUUCCUAGCAAUGCCGCUUAUAUCAUUUUUACAUCGGGUAGUACUGGAGAGCCGAAGGGCUGCGUUGUCGAGCACCGAUCUUACUGUUCCGCUGCGUUCGGCCAUGGAAAGGUUUUGGGCUUGAGCAAAAACACGCGCGCAUUGCAAUUUGGCUCCUACAACUUUGCCGGGGCUAUAAUGGAGAUGGUCAUGACCAUGAUCUACGGAGGCUGUAUUUGUAUCCCAUCGGAAGAGGACCGCAGCGUCAACCUGGCCCGGAUAAUUGGCAAGCUGAACGCCAAUUGGGCCUUUUUGACCUCGACUGUGCUGGCCCUCCUUCACCCAGAGGACGUCCCCUCGCUGCGCACAAUUUGCAUCGGCGGUGAGCCCAUUCGAAGCUCUCAGAUCAGGGAGUGGGCCCCGAAGGUUCGGUUGCGGCAGACCUACGGUAGUGCGGAGACCGCUGCGGUUGUCUCUUCAGCUGGAUUGGAUUCAUCCUCCGUGGUUACGAGUGUCGGAAAGGCGACUACAUGCAGGUGCUGGCUCGCCAGUCCCACAAACACCAACCAGCUUGUGCCAAUCGGCGCACCUGGUGAGGUCGUCCUCGAAGGACCAGCGAUCGGACGGCAUUACAUCGGCAAUCCCCGGAAGACAGCUGAGGCCUUUAUCAAGGCGCCAUCCUGGAGAGGGGCCUUUGGUCCUGUUGCUGCCUCGUCGAGGUUCUACCGAACAGGUGACAUUGCUUUAUACAGAAGCGACGGUUCCCUCGAGCUGCUGGGAAGAAAGGAUACCCAGGUCAAAUUGCGCGGCCAGCGGAUCGAGCUCGGAGAGAUUGAGCACCAAGCGAGACAGUCCUCUCCGGACUUGAAGGAAGUUGCUGUAGAGCUGACUGCUCUUGGCGACAGUGGUCCCAGAUUGGUCGGCUUCCUGGUGCUCAAGUCCAGCCAAGCAAAUGGCGAUGGUAUAAUUCUUGAUCAGCGGGUCAAGUCGGUAAUUCAUGCUGUUAAGAGCAGACUUGAGAGUGUGCUGCCCCAUUACAUGGUUCCAUCUGUACUCCUCCCUAUUCCAAGCCUUCCUCUUACUGCCUCUGGAAAGACCGACAGGAGAAUCCUUCGUCAGAUGGGCUCGGCAGUUACCGCGCAGCAAAUUCUGGAUCUGCAGCCAAAGUCAGAGUGGAGAAAGCGACAGCCAAGCACACAGACCGAAAAACAGCUGCAGAAGAUCUGGUCAAAAGUGCUCAAGAUUGACCCCGCCACCAUCGGUCUUGAUGUUAGUUUCUUCCAGAUCGGCGGUGAUUCUGUUAGCGCCAUGAAGGUCGUGAGUGAGGCUCGCACACUGGGCAUGAACCUGAACGUGGCAGACGUUUUCCGCCAGGAUACCCUCGAAGGGUUGGCUCAGCAGCAGUCCCUGAACGCUGAAGAGGCUCCCAGGCAACUUGAUGGGGCUGUUCUUGUCGAACCUUCCGUCAAAUCCACUUUGCUUGAGGAGCUCGAGUCGAACUUCGGCCUCAGCUCUGCAGAUGUUGUGGACAUCUAUCCUCUGACUGGCGUCCAGGAGACGCUUGUCACUGCCAGCGUAGCAUUGGGACCUAUGGCGGAUUACUUCUACCUAGAUCUUGACGCUUGCUUGGAUGUGACGGACUUGGAACGUGGCUGCAUGAGGGCGCUUGAGAAAUUCCCCAUUCUUCGCGCACGCUUUUUGCAGCUUCAGGGCAAAUACUGGCAAGUUGUCCCCCACCGGCUUGGCGAGGCCUUUCGCGUUUAUAACGUCGUCGGUGACCUCGAGGAAUACUUCCGUAACUUUUGCCUUGAGAACGUGAAAUCCAUUCUACCAACCCAAGCACCCGCAGCAUUCCUUCUCUUCAUGCAUGAUAAGGGAAUGCGAUUGACUGUGCGGUGGUCACACGCCCAGUACGAUGCCUUCAGCGCACCCCUUGUUUUCCAGUCGAUCUUCGAUGGUGACCAAGGGGAGAUUCCUGCGAAGCCAACCUUCCCCAUGUUCCUUUCCUACGCCGCCCAUCAGCGCCCUCAAUCCCUUGCCUACUGGAGACAAUUGCUUCAAGAGUCGCAUCUCACUCCAAUCGGGCCCUAUGUUCGCUCGGGCAAUUCUCCAAAUGCCAUGCCUGAACAGGUUCUCGGCGCAGCGGAGGCGCGUUUGCCGCAUUGUACCAGCAAGAUUACUCACGCCACUCUGGUUCGGGCAGCGUGGGCUGUCCUUCUCUCUAGCAUGUCCGGAGAAACUGAUGUUAUCUACGGCCAGGUGGUCGCUGGUCGUAACGCCGCAAUUCCAUCCGUGGAGAAGAUUGUCGGAUGCUGUCUGAAUACCCUCCCCGAGCGCGUUGAUUUCUCGUCUGUUGAUACUGUUGCGGAGCUCGUUCACUCCGUUCAAGAGCAAUACCUCUCAAUUGGAGACGCAGACUCGCUCGACUGCAAGGACAUCAUUGAGUACUGCACCGACUGGCCAGCUGGUUCGACCUUCGACACGAUUCUCCACCACCGAAACGUUGAUGAAGAACCCGCGAUCCAAACCCCAACCGGCAUUUCGCGCAUGAAGAGCUUCAAGAAUCCGCUCAUUUCUCCAUUCAUUUUCGUUGUAUCGGCCUCGCGGGGCGAGAACGUUGGCCUCGAGUUGUGUGCCAAUACUCAUAUCAUGGACUUGGAGACGGCUAAGGCCAUGGUGAGCAAUUUGGCUCGUAUCAUGGAGAAGCUGGUUACUGGCAUGCACAUGGCCCUGCCGGAGUGGAUGGACGAGGUUAAUUCGUUGGUCUCAUGA